Molecule: messenger RNA, 1720 nt
Organism: Megalopta genalis
Lineage: Eukaryota; Metazoa; Arthropoda; Insecta; Hymenoptera; Halictidae
Product: LETM1 domain-containing protein 1
Biological process (GO): intracellular monoatomic cation homeostasis
Cellular component (GO): mitochondrial inner membrane
Molecular function (GO): ribosome binding
Source: RefSeq, a predicted model, not a curated record
AUGUAGAAGAAACCUUUGCAGAAAAAUUGACGAUAAAUUAGUUUUGUUUCUCGAUCGAAUUAGGACUGGUUAGUACCAGUUAAUACAAGUGGUAAGAAUUUGAAACAUGUCCAUAGUUCUAUCUUUUAAAAAUAUUCGCGCAUUUUGUGGACAAAGCACUUCUACGCUCUAUGGAAACGGAAACGAACAGAAAUUUUUCCACGAAAAUAUCUACUGUGUAAAUCAUAUGAUAAAACUUUUAUUGAAUCAUAUAAAAAAUUCCUACCAAAACGUGCAACCAUAUUCCUAAUAAAAAUUUCGGAACCAAAUCUAUUAGUAAUUUACAUAUAUCAACAAUACUCGAAGAAUUAUGGAUUAUCGUAUUUACCAUUUAAAAUUGGACGAAUUACAAACAAAAUUCCUUUCAGGAAUACUUUAAUGUAUAUAUGUUAUACUUUGCUGUGAUCUUGUUUAUUAACCUUAAAGAAGAAUGAUAGUGAUAAUGCAUACUAUAAAGUAGUUUAUAAUUGUUUUAUAAAUGUGUUUAAUCUACUAUAAAUUAAAGGAGAAUUAAAUAAUAAGAGAACAUAACCACGUUUUAUGUGAUAAAAACAAAGACGUGAAAAUGUACAAAUUAUUCUACCAAAGAUUUAUUUAUCAAAAUCAGUGUACGUUAUUUUGUAUACGUAGAUGUCAUAAUGAAGUGAAAUGGAAAGGCAAAGAGAAAAACCGAAUUUCCAAUAUAAGAACAUAUUGGUUUAAUAGAUACAUAGAUUAUAUUAAAAAUUUUGAUCACAUAUUAGAGAAGAACUUUCCUGAAACAAUGAAGGUGUAUCGUAUGUUUCGUGUAGGCACCACAGAAUUUAUAAGAGAAUUUAAAACAUAUAUCACUUUGAUACAUAAAUCAAGUAAAAGUUUAACAACAGAAGAGCUAAAAUUAACACACACAAUGGGCAACGACUUACAAAAGAUGUGUCCUGUUUUACUAGUUGCAGCUGUGCCUUUUACAAAUUAUGUCAUAUUUCCUCUGAUAUAUUAUUUUCCAAGACAUCUUCUCACUUCCCAUUACUGGAGUGCAGAACAAAAACUUAAUUUUACGAUGCUAGAUCAGAAAAAGCGACUAAAACAUAACAGGCCAUUAUUUAGGUGCAUGCAGACAGAAUUACGCACUAUUAAAGAUAAAUCAUUGCGAAUAAAAUGGAAUGAUGUCAUUGCAUGUCUUGGCAGUGGCACACAUCCAUCAGUGCGAAAUAUUAUUGCCUGUACUGAAUUAUUUGCUGGUCGACCAUAUGCAUUAAAGAAUCUUAAAAGCAAGCAUAUAAAAGAAUUGCUUAUCAUACAUGACAUAUCUACUUGGAGACUUUUUAAAAAAAAAAAAUUAAUUGAAAGAGGCAUGUUCAUAAAACAAAUGGAUGAUACCAUACAAAGAGAAGGAGGUGUCACAAAAUUAUCAGUAGAUGCAAUACGUUGGGCACUUAUCUUUAGAGGUGUUAAUCCUGAAACUAUGUCAACAGAAAGUAUGCAAAAAUGGCUUACACAAUGGCUCGAAGUAUCAAAUACUGUUAAUGAAAAUACAAUAUCUUUACUAUUACAUUGCCCAAUAUUAUUGGCAUAUAAUCAUCCUUCUAAUUGGAAACUUAUAUAUGGAUGAUGCGACAUGUAUGCAUAAUUUUGUAAUAUUAUAUGUACGUGUUGUGGGAAAAUAUAGUAUUUAUGAUGAAUAAAUGAAUGAUAAAAUUUC